This is a messenger RNA of Sorex araneus (European shrew), 2427 nucleotides long. RefSeq names its product major facilitator superfamily domain containing 8 (gene MFSD8). The record is from RefSeq and is a predicted model, not a curated record. NCBI's taxonomy places the organism in Eukaryota, Metazoa, Chordata, Mammalia, Eulipotyphla, Soricidae. The transcript is spliced from 12 exons. Bases 93 to 1673 code for a protein of 526 amino acids. Gene Ontology annotation, biological process: transmembrane transport. Gene Ontology annotation, cellular component: lysosomal membrane. Gene Ontology annotation, molecular function: transmembrane transporter activity.
CGCCCUGCGGUCGGGCCGCCGAGGCUGCCGGGAGCGGGCGGGGGCGGCAGGUGUCGCGAGAGCCGCGUCGGGCCUCCCGCGGUCCGUGCGCUAUGGCGGGCCGGGCCGGCGACGCCGAGCGGGAGCCGCUCUUGGGCGCCCGCGCCUCCGGGAACAGGGACUGGGAGGUGGUGGAGAGCGCGGAGCACUGCAGGAGCCGCUGGCGGUCCAUCCGCGUCCUGUACCUCACCAUGUUCCUCAGCAGCGUAGGCUUCUCCAUCGUCGUCAUGUCCGUGUGGCCCUACCUGCAGAAGAUCGACCCCACGGCCGACAUGAGCUUCGUGGGCUGGGUCAUCGCCGCCUACAGCCUGGGCCAGAUGCUGGCGUCCCCGCUCUUCGGGCUGUGGUCCAACCACCGGCCGCGGGCCGAGCCGCUCGUGGCCUCCAUCUCCGUGUCGGUGGCGGCCAACUGCCUGUACGCCUACGUGCACCUGCCCGCGGCCCACAACAAGUACUACAUGCUGGCCGCGCGCGGGCUCGUGGGCUUCGGGGCAGGAAACGUGGCCGUGGUCCGCUCCUACAUCGCCGGGGCCACCUCUCUGCGGGAGAGGACCGGGGCCAUGGCCAACACCAGCGCCUGCCAAGCGCUGGGCUUCAUCCUGGGCCCAGUUUUCCAGACUUGCUUCGCGCUCAUCGGAGAGAAGGGCGUGACGUGGGCGGGCCUGCGGCUGCAGCUCAACAUGUACACGGCGCCCGUGCUGCUGGCCGCCCUGCUGGGGCUGCUCAACGUGCUGCUCAUCCUGGCCGUGCUCCGGGAGCACCGCGUGGAUGACCUGGGGCGGCAGUGUGGGAGCGUGAACGCCGAGGAAGCAGCUGCGGGGGAGGGCCCGGGGCCCCGUGGACGCAUCGACCUUGUUGCCGUUGUGGCCUCCAACGUGCUGUUCUUCGUGGUCCUGUUCAUCUUUGCCCUUUUCGAAUCCAUCUUCACGCCGCUGACGAUGGACAUGUAUGCCUGGACGCGGGAGCAGGCUGUGCUGUAUGACGGCGUCAUCCUGGCGGCGCUGGGCGUUGAGGCGGUCGUGGUCUUCAUGGGGGUCAAGUUCCUCUCCCGAAAGGUCGGCGAGCGGACGGUCCUGCUGGGCGGCCUCGUGGCCAUCUGGGCCGGCUUCUUCAUCCUGCUGCCGUGGGGGAGCCAGUUUCCCAGGAUCCAGUGGCAAGACUUGCAGAACACCUCCAUCCCCAACGCCACGGCCCGGGUCCCCAGCGCUGCCCGCUGGUACGCGCCAGGAGAGCAGGAGCCGACGGGGUGCCCGGUGCAGCAGGCCUGGUGCCUGACCGUCCCCGCCAUCCACCUGGCCCAGUUCCUCACGGCCACCGCGCUCGUCGGGGUGGGCUACCCGGCCUGCAACGUCAUGUCCUACUCACUCUACUCCCAGGUGCUCGGGCCCGAGCCACAGGGCGUCUACAUGGGCUGGCUGACAGCGUCGGGGAGCGGCGCGCGCAUCCUGGGCCCGGUGUUCAUCAGCCAGGUGUACAGUGCGUGGGGCCCGCGCUGGGCCUUCGGGCUGGUGUGCGGGCUGCUGCUGCUCACUCUGGCCCUGCUGGCCGCUGUCUACCGCAGGCUGGUGCCCUUCACCCAGCUGCCCUCUGACGGCCCGCACACGGGCGAGAAGGGCCAGUGCCAGGCCGCGUGACAGGCCAGCAGGCCUGCGGCCCCGCUGCUGCCCUGGACACUGCCCCUGGCACCCCUCGGGGCGUGGCAGACAGGCGCCUUCCCUGCUGCCGUGGGUUCCUGCGCGGCUCCCGAGGUGCGGGCCCACACGGGCGGGCCACACGCCUUUGACCUCCUGUCUGCAGCCCGCCCAGACCCCCUCCCACAGCAGGCCAAGGGCGCGGGAGUCGGGUGGCGGUGGCCCAUGGCAGAUGCCCUUGCCCAGGCCAGGAGCGUCCUCUGGACGUGUGGGCGACUGACCUGUGACAUAAUGCGUCACCUUCAGCCUUAAGCACCAGCCUUUGGACAGAGCUGAGGGCCCGCUUCCAGCCACUGUCUGGUGGGUACCCCAGAGAAGGGUCAGCAGAACCGCCAAAGCCCCGUGCCCACCGGGCGUUGGGGCCCAGGCUUGUGGCAGGUGCCCACGUGAUCAGUGGGCUCACUCAUAUCAUCUCCGGUUACAAACGGCCGACGACGGCUCUGGACUGGCGGGGCACAUGAAAAGCACACGGGGGUCUGAGUCGGCCCCUGGCACCAUGUAACACCCCACCUCACAGACCCCCACCCUGGCUGGCGAGCAGGGGGCCAGCUCGGUGCUGACCGGAGCUUUCUGGGAGAUCCCGACCGCAGCGAGGGGAAGAAUCCGAGCAACAGGGCAGGCGCUUCCAAAGGCAGAUUAUUUAUUUACCAACUGAAAGAACUUUCAGAUUAAACUGACUCCUAAAUAAACAGGAAAC